Messenger RNA from Salvia splendens (bonfire salvia), 977 nucleotides. Its product is annotated as high mobility group B protein 14. Lineage: Eukaryota; Viridiplantae; Streptophyta; Magnoliopsida; Lamiales; Lamiaceae. The coding region runs from base 141 to 566 and encodes 141 amino acids. The record is from RefSeq and is a predicted model, not a curated record. The transcript has 6 exons.
GUUGAUGUGUAAAUAUAGUUGACAAAAUUAUUAAAAUGAAUUGUUUUAUGAAACAAGUUGUAUACAAAUUCACGAACCAUAUUCAAAACUAAAAUUUCCCUGAUCGGUCGCUGCAGCAAGCAAGCGGCGUCGCCGGCGAGAUGGUAAAAAUCAAAACUAGAAGUUGUUCAACUUCCUCAGCUUCGGCUUCUAGCCAAAGGAAAAUUGGUUUGGCAGGAGAUACCAAGAAGGCUGCAAGGAAGAAGACGGCGCGAAAAAAGGUAUCAAGAAUUGACGCCUUGAAGCCCAAGAAACCUCCCACGGCCUUCUUCUAUUUCAUGGAGGAUUUUCGUAAGGAAUACCGAGACGCUAAUCCUAAUAUCAAGUCAAUGCGCGAUAUUGGGAAAGCAUGUGGGGAGAAGUGGAAAACAAUGACAUAUGAGGAAAAGGUGAAGUACUAUGAUAUUGCCACUGAAAAACGAGCUGAGUUUGAUAUAGCUAUGACAAACUUCACUAAGAAAAAGGAAAGUGGGGAAUUUGAUGAAGAUGAUUUGCACCUUGAUGACGACUCAGAUUUUGAUGGAUGAAACUGUUACGAUAGGGUACAACUCUCAACUGUCGAUGCCACCUCUCUCAACUCUGAAUUCUCUAUCCGUAUCUGUAUAAUGUCCUGUGCAGUAAACUCAAGUAGUUUUAGGGAUAUCACAGUCUCGAGUAUCCGAUUAAAUUUAAUUGGUCUCCUUACCCUAAAUGUACAAGCGAGAUCACGACUGCAGAAGUCAGAAGUGUUCAAAACCUUGCUGUAUCUUGUUAAAUCUUCUCCAUUUCAUUAUUGCAGUUUCCCUCUCUGCUGCAUGAUUCAAGUGCUGGGAGUUGCCUUUUUGUAAAUUGAUGGUUUGAAGUUUGAACUGUAUCUUCAGCAUCAAUUAAGAUUACACACACACACAUUGUAUUUUGUAUAUUUUGGUUUAAAGAAAUCAAGAAUUAGUGCUUCAGUA